UGAAAAUCCUAUUGUUUGCCCCUCACCUUGUACUCCCAAAACCAUGGAACACACCCAAGUUAAGAAACCACACCACAUAGCCAUGGUGCCCACUCCAGGGAUGGGCCAUCUGAUCCCACUAGUUGAGCUAGCUAAGAAACUCGUCCUCCACCACCAUUUCUUCGUUACAUUCAUCAUCCCCACUGAUGGGUCACCCAUAAAGUCUCAAAAAGCCGUCCUAGAAUCCCUUCCUAAUGCCAUAUCCUACAUCUUUCUCCCACCUGUGAGCUUUGAUGACCUCCCUAAGGAUGUUAGACCUGAGACAUUGAUCGUACUCACUCUGACACGGUCCCUCCCUGCACUAAGAGAUUCAUUCAAGGUAUUAGCUGAGUCAACUCGGCUAGUUGCUCUAGUGGCUGAUUUAUUCGGUGUGGAUGCCUUUGAUGUGGCUAAAGAGUUUGGCGCUUUGUCCUAUAUUUUUUUCCCUACAAACGCUUUGUCUUUGUCAUUGAUGUUUCAUAUACCAGAGCUUGAUGAAACAUACUCUUGUGAGUACAAAGAAUUGCCUGAACCGGUCAAAUUACCUGGGUGUGUACCUGUCCAAGGGAUUGAUAUUCUAGAUCCAAUUCAAGAUAAAAAGAAUGAUACCUACAAAAGGGUUCUACACGUUGCCAAAAGAUACCCUUUUGCUGAUGGAAUCAUGGUUAAUAGCUUCAUGGAUUUGGAGCCAAGUGCUUUGAAAGCUUUGAUGGAAGGAGCUAAAGAGGGUAAGCCACCUGUUUACCCAAUUGGACCUCUAAUUCAGUCCGGUUUAUCUCGUGGAGUUGAUGGGUCUGAGUGUUUGAAUUGGUUGGAUAAGCAGCCAGAGAGGUCAGUGUUAUAUGUUUCAUUUGGCAGUGGUGGGACUCUUACACAGGAGCAGCUAAAUGAGUUAGCCUUAGGACUUGAAUUGAGUGGGCAAAGGUUUCUUUGGGUUGUUAGGAGCCCACAUGAAAAUGCAAGUGCCAAUUACUUUAGUGUCCAAAGCUUCAAAGACCCUUUGGAUUUUCUUCCAAAAGGGUUCUUAGAAAGGACCAAAGAGGUGGGUUUAGUGGUUCCCUCUUGGGCUCCUCAAGCCCAGGUCUUGAGCCAUGGCUCGACUGGUGGGUUCUUGAGCCAUUGUGGGUGGAACUCAAUCCUAGAGAGUAUUGUGCACGGUGUGCCUAUAAUUGCAUGGCCACUCUACGCAGAGCAAAGAAUGAAUGCUGUAUUGUUAUCUGAUGAUUUGAAGGUUGCAUUGAGAGUCAAAGUGAAUGAUAAAGGCUUGGUGGGACAUAAAGAUAUUGCAAACUACGCAAGAGGCUUAAUUGAAGGAGAAGAAGGGAAAUUGCUUCGGAACAAAAUGAAAGAACUAAAGGAUUCAGCCGCAAAGGCUUUGAGCCAAGAUGGGUCGUCUACGAAAUCACUAGCAGAGGUCACUCAGCUAUGGAAGAGCCACAAAAAAUAAUUUGCUGCUUGCCAUAAAGUGAUAAGAAAGAUCAACACGAUGUGUUUUCUUGUGCUCGGUCUUGAAUUCAUUUUACUUUAGUGUGCUUUUGUUUGUUUGUACGGAACGUAUCUUUAUUUAAGGAUUAAAAUAAAUAAAUAGGGAUACAUUGAAUUCA
Molecule: messenger RNA, 1622 nt
Organism: Quercus robur (English oak)
Lineage: Eukaryota; Viridiplantae; Streptophyta; Magnoliopsida; Fagales; Fagaceae
Product: hydroquinone glucosyltransferase-like
Exons: 1
Coding region: 44-1465 (473 amino acids)
Molecular function (GO): UDP-glycosyltransferase activity
Source: RefSeq, a predicted model, not a curated record